Messenger RNA from Dendronephthya gigantea, 300 nucleotides. Its product is annotated as myb-like protein X. Lineage: Eukaryota; Metazoa; Cnidaria; Anthozoa; Malacalcyonacea; Nephtheidae. The record is from RefSeq and is a predicted model, not a curated record. Bases 1 to 300 code for a protein of 99 amino acids. The transcript is spliced from 2 exons.
AUGUCAGCGGGAGGGACAUCGACCUAUGAGUAUGAAUAUGAGAACGAAUAUGAGAACGAAUAUGAGAACGAAUAUGAGAACGAAUAUGAGAACGAAUAUGAGAACGAAUAUGAGAACGAAUAUGAGAACCAAUAUGAGAACGAAUAUGAGAACGAAUAUGAGAACGAAUAUCAGAUUCAGAACGAAUAUGAGAACGAAUAUGAGAACGAAAAUGAGAACGAUUAUGAGAACGCUUUUCUACGAAAAAUAAUUACCUUCUGUGCGAAGGAUGUUGUUGACAAUUGGGGAGACAAACACUGA